GCGUAUGCCAUGCUUUCUCACCGCUGGAGCGCGAAUGAAACCUCUUUCAUGGAAGCGGAACGUUCUAUCUCGCACUUCGGGACAUUGUUCCAACGCAAGGACAAGUUAGGACGCUCUGAAGGGAUGAAGAAGAUCCAAGAGUUCUGCUGCACAGCGAACAAGCUCGGAUACAGCUGGGCAUGGGCGGACACCUGCUGCAUCAACAAGACGGACAGUAGCGAGCUGCAAGAGUCCAUUACCUCAAUGUUCAGCUGGUAUCAAAAUUCGGCGAUCACCAUCGUUCAUCUGAAUGACGUACCUGAUCCUAUCCUCGGGCGCGGCAGCGGUUGGUUUAGGCGAGGUUGGACACUUCAAGAGCUGCUCGCGCCGACUACUCUUCGAUUUUAUUCCAGGAACUGGCGCUCGCUCGGACGCGCCGACCCGUCGGGACAGCACUGGUGGUUCAAUCACAAGGCCGAUCCUCUUUGGCAAGUGGCGAUAGAGCGAGUCACAGGCAUUCAUGGGGAAUACCUUUCACCAAAUGGUUUCCACCCCGGUCUCGAAGAUUUGCACGCCAAGUUAGAAUGGGCCAAAUAUCGCCAGACGACGCGGGAGGAGGACAAGGCCUACUGCCUUAUGGGCAUCUUGGGCGUUUCAAUGCCCAUCAUGUAUGGGGAGAAAGAGAAGGCGACUGAGCGUCUUUGUGAGACUGUCGUCCAGCUAGCGAAUUUCCGGGGUUGGCUCAGCGCCUGCGCCGGGGUCUCCUGUGGAUCUACCGACGCCAUCGGCAACGGGGUGGCGAUGGAAGGCUUCGCGGGAGCGGAACAUUCUGGUGGCAUCCCGAUAUACCACUUUCUGAUGGGCAGACUGCCUCUGGCGCCUAUCGAGAACUCAUACGUUGCCUUCGUGCUGUGCAAUCCGCCUGCAGAAAGGAAGUUCGGUUUAUCCGGCUACGGAGCUCGGUGUCGUGGUUCGAUCACUGCCGCAACCCUUCUGGAAAGGUGACAAAAAUGGGCGUCAGCUAAGCAAACCUAGCGCCUAGAUGUUGUACGUGCCUGCGUACUUUAUUAUUUGACUUAUUUCGAUUUUAUGCUCGCAUCCAAAAUUCCUAUAUGGAUCUUUAUGCGUCCC
Molecule: messenger RNA, 1110 nt
Organism: Coniophora puteana RWD-64-598 SS2
Lineage: Eukaryota; Fungi; Basidiomycota; Agaricomycetes; Boletales; Coniophoraceae
Exons: 3
Coding region: 10-984 (324 amino acids)
Source: RefSeq, a predicted model, not a curated record